CAAACCGGACCGCUAUGUUUAUUGCAGUAGUGGUUUAAAGUUUCACUAAAUGAGAUAUCUUACAAAAUUUAAUUGUUACCUCAAGACAAUGCGCGUACUUUUAAUGAAAUUGAUAUAAUGAUAGACUUUUAACGUCAAAAGGUGUCUGGAUAAAUAAACUGACAUUUAUACAAUGCAUCUAUAGUGGUUAAACUGUAUUCCAACGGAAGUUGUUAAGGCCAGGGACCAGAAGUAAUAAAGGGAUGGAAGGUGCAGACUGGGAGCCCAUCGUCCAUCGGGUGCUUGCCGGAAAUGUGCUACCGGAAGAGCUACCGGAAAUCCCUCAGAGGGUCGUUCGUGUGUUCCUCAGCUCCACGGGAGUUGACUCCCAGACGGAACGUAAUGCAUUGGUUGAACGUGUGUAUCCCCCGUUACGAGAAUAUUGCCGUCAGAAAUAUGGUGUCGACUUUCAGAUGGUUGACCUGGAGUGGGGAGUGCUGCCCAAGGACAACGUCGCGGACCCCUACCUCACUGACUUCAGGUUCCGGGAGCUGCACAAUUGUCAACAAAUGUCUGCCGGACCAAGCUUUGUGGCGUUCAUAGGCCAGAAAUACGGUGAGCGGCCGCUGCCGUCGGUUAUCCCUGCUGAAGAAUUUGAGACACUGAUGGUGACCCUCCGCGGUCACAGGAACCGGGACACGCGGUCGGCGACGCUCCUGGACGACUGGUACCAGAAGGACGAUAACUCUGUACCACCCGCGUAUCUCCUUACUAGGUUGACUGAGCGGCUGCCUGACUAUUUCAGUAGGGAGAAUGAGUGUCGGGAGGCGACCCAGCAGAAGUGGAUGGAGGAAAAGGAGGAGAUGAGGCGGCUUCUGCAGAAGGCGGCGGAACUCGCAUACCUCCAGGGUCUUAUAGACGGGGAAACCCAGCAAAAAUACACCGCCUCAACACAAGAUAUAUGCAUACAGCACUUGACAGAAGAAUCCGGUGAAUCGCAGAACCGAUGUGUUAUGUUUGCUCGAACCAUUGUUGACCUGAAAAACUACGUUGAAGAUAAGAAGGCGACCGAUUUUGCUGAAAUAUCCCUCAACGAGAAAACAGACUUGUUAGAACUUGAUGAAACUUGUGCAACAAAACUCUCCCAACUUAAAACACGUGUCAAAGGACUGCUGUCAAAUAGGAACUGUUUGGAUUAUGACGUUUUAUGGCGAUAUGAUGACGUCAUACACCCAAAACUGCACGCUCCAUAUUUGAACAAGCUGUGUACAGAGUUUCGUGAGACACUGACAAUGAUGAUCGACCAAACAGUUCCGAAAACGCGUUUCGACGUCGAACCGGACAUCUAUGAGGAGGUUCUGCAACACUGGCUUUGCUGUAAGCGGAAGGCUGUGAAUUUCUACGGUCAAGAGGAAAUCGUUAGCGGGGUAAAGAGAUACCUGGCUGCCCAGUCUAAGAAACCGCUCAUUGUGUACGGCGAGUCCGGCUCUGGAAAAUCCACUCUACUUGCUAAAACGGCAACUGAGGUUGUUAAAAACUCAUCUGGCCGUACAAUUUGCGCUAUCCGUUUCAUCGGCUACACUCCGAAGAGUUCAGACAUCAAGCAAGUACUGAUGACCCUCUGUCACCAGUUACUACACACCCUAGGCCGACCCUCCAAUGCCCCUUAUGAUUGUAAGGACCUACAGCGCUACUUUGCAGACCUGCUCAAUUCUUUCCCCAAAGAGCUCAAUGUUGUGAUAUUUUUGGAUGCUAUCGAGCAACUGAUUCCUGAAUACAACGCUCAUUAUUUGUCCUGGUUGCCCACAGAGUUGUCGCCGAAUAUUAAAAUCAUCAUUGCCACACAUCCAACCAAACAUGGUAUUCUGGACCGGCUACAAAGUGAGAUUAUCAAAGAUGUGAAUUACACACUGAGAGUGACACAGAUGUCACAAAUGGAUGCUGAUGGUCUAAUGCAAUACGCGCUCAGCCUUUAUGGUAGAAAAGUGACAACGCUGCAGCAUAGUGUGUUCAAAGCCAAGUUCGGGGACUGUUCAUUGGCUAUGUUUGUUCAGUUGUUGACUCAUAUGGCCAAGCAUAUUUCGUCGUUUGACAAGUUAGUUGUGGAUGAUGUACCGUCUAACAUUUCUGAAGCAAUAAACAAGUUUUACAAUGAACUGGAGAAGAUGCACGGAAAAGUGUUAGUUGGACGAUCAUUAAGCUAUUUGGUAGCUUCAGUAACUGGUUUAAGUGAUUGUGAAAUGGAAGAUCUUCUUUCAUUAGAUGAAGAUGUGCUGAAUUCUGUGUUCAUAUCGUACCAUCCACCGGUCCGACGAAUACCAUACGUGAAAUGGUUGAUGCUGAAAAAAGACAUCGACGUUUUCCUGACAUCACGAGAAGCGGACGGCGUAACGGUGUCGCUAUUGUGCCACGAACAGUUCGAAAACGUCAUCAAAGAGCGCUACCUGUCAGACGAAAAAGUAAAGAAAGAUGUCCACUCUAUGCUGGCAGAUUACUUUUUGGGAACGUGGUCAGGUAGGAAAAAGCCCGUCCAGGUGCCUGAGUGCAACGGAGUUCAGUUGCUUUUGCCCUGUGGAAAAGAGGCUGAUCGCUUGGUCGCUUCUCAGCCUCUGUCGUUUGAAACCCCUGGAAAUGGCGUCAGGUUCAACAAACGAAAAUACGACCAGGUUCCGAGACAUCUCUACCUCGCCGGAAGACUUGAGGAGCUCAACAGUCUGGUGCUGUUUAACUAUGAAUGGUUGUAUAACAAAAUCAAGGCUCUCUCGUUGACUCAUAUUAUGGCAGAUUUUGUUCUCAACCCUGGUGAAGAGGCAACUCUUGUAGAAGAAGCCUUGCGCGUAGCGGAAUCAACCAUUCAAUCCGACAUUAAUAACUUGGGGCCCGAAAUUUCUGGUCACCUGCUGCCAUACUUUAAGACCCAUCCAAACAUCCGAGCUCUAGUUCAACAAUGUGACAGAGCGGGCCUGAAACACUGUGCCCUUGUUCCAAACUUUCCUUACUUACAAGUACCCGGAAGUGCAUUGCAGCAUACGCUGGCGUCAGAUGUUUGCAGUGACUUUUACAUACUAAGUGGAGAGGAUAGAUUUUUAUUGCAAAAGGUCAAGGACAGCUCCCUUGUUCACAAGUUUGACGUUGCAACAGGCGAAGACAAGGGCAGUAUAUUUGCAUCAAACGGCGAUCUAUAUGUUACGCCAAACGGGAAGCUCUUUGUCAUCGUGGACCAUAUAACAGAAAAAGCCAUCAAGGUACAUAAUUCAGUCACGGGGGAAUUCGUCGGGCAGUUGAUAGUUAUGAAUCACAUCGAAUUGAAAGUGAAGGAAAAGUACAAAAUGUGUUGUGUAAGCCUCACAAACGAGCGAUUGAGCGUCAUUGUAACUACAGACGUCAGCUACUUAUGUAUCGCUGACCUCGCUGGUUGUGAGUUUCUGCAAAUCAUUGCACUCGACGGGAAAUGUGAAGUCAGCCGAAUUGCUCCAAAUGGGCGACACAUAUUCUGCAACUCGAAUGAGUUCAUGCUAUGCUACGAUAUGUACUCAUUGGAACACAUUUGUACGGUUCCAACGGGUCAUCGUCCAUCCACUCUUGCUUUCACAUCUGAUGGAUUCCGCGGAUACCUUGCCAACCCAUACGAAGCCAAGCUCUUGGUCAUGCAUAUUCACAAAGGAACGGUUGAAAUGGCUUACAAAAGCCCCCUGGAAGAAGAUUUUCCAGAUGACCAGAUUGUCGAUCUGAAGGUUUCACCAAAAGAUGAUAUGCUUCUUAUACGAGGAAACGAUACCAUACUCGUGUAUGACAGAUUCGCUGAGAAAGUAACGGUGAAAUUUACUCGCCCAGAUGAUGUGCCAAAAGAAUUCAAGUUGCCAAAAAGUUUUUACACAGAUUUGUAUUUCACCAAUGCUGACUUUUCUCGAGAUGGAAAAUUUGUUUUUGCCACGAUGUUUAGAAACCUAUACCUGUGGAAAGUCUCGACCGGCCAAAGAAUAACUACGAUUCAAGCACCAGUAGGCAUCAUCACGGAAAUGCUAAUUUCGCAGAACACUAGCCAAGUCAUUACCCACUUGAAAGGAUCCAAGGACGUGCAAGUGUGGAACGUCGAUGAUGCUGUUAAGCAAAUUAACAUGCUUGACAAGCUCACAAACGAGGUGAUAGAAGCCAAACUCACCGUGGAUAACUCAGUUGCGUUUGUGAGAUGCAAGGACAGCGAUGAGUUAGGGGUAAUUGACAUGCGAAAUGGCAUUUUGCUCGAUUUACUUACACACGAUGCACCCAUUCAAGAUUUUGCUUGUACUCCAGAUGGGCAAUACGUCCUGAUAUCGAGCAUUCCAAAGAAACGUAACGUCGCUGUCAAAAUAUGGGAUAUGGAUGAAAGAAAGGUUGUAAAGGAAUUCGGCAAUACAAAGGGGUACUGCUUAGGCGCAAAGAAUACACAGUCCAUCAUCUACGUUGCUCAAGAAGAGCUGAAUUUCAAAGCACCUUUCUACAUUACACGGUUCAGUUUCAUGUCAGAAGGGUUUAGAGAAAGUACACACCCACUUUCACUCAAGUACAUUUUGGACAAGCCAUUCUUGACCAGCGAUGAUCAGAACGUCGUCGUUCUGACCGCUCAGGAUUAUUUGGAAGUGGAGGCUGAUUUUGAUACUCCAACCAUUUGCGUCUUCUCUCUCGAAGACGAUUACAAGGUUUCAUACUAUACGCCAGAAAGUUUUUCUGAAGUUGUCAACAUCAACACCAUCAAGAAGGUCACCCCUUGCUCCAAUCAGGACAGCAAUUGCGUCAUGGUCAUGUACAGUACAAAUGCUGUGAGCAUAGAAUACAACGAAAAGCCCGCUGACCAAUGGCAAACUCAACUAGGUCUGUUGGUGCUCAAUAUUUUCACAGGCGCCAUCAUCACCAUAUGCGAACCGUUUAUGAAUCCAGGAACUCCUACCGAUUCCAUUGUGUUUUCAGACACAUCUGUUUGUAUAGAUUCUGACUACAACAUUUUUCACAUCGGAGAGGGUCGUUUUAUCAACAGCCUCCAGAGUCCCAGAGUGCCACCAACGGCUGUAGUCCUCCAAGGUGGUGCCGUUAUCUACUACAAGGACAGUCAUGUGUUCGUGGUCAGUCUUCGUACUGACCUACCAAUCGCAAGAUGCGAUGUCCAUUCUUCAAUUUCCAGUAUCACAGUCUGUUCAGAUGAGCGAACGCUCCUUGUUGGCUGCCAUGAUGGAACCGUUGUAUCGUAUGUAAUCAUUGACCAUGCUGUGGACGACGUCGACCAAAUCAUCCGUACAAUGGGCAGUCGCUGUAUUGAUGACGUCAGCAGAAAUGGCCUGCUAUCUGGUAGAACAUCCCGUACGUGGGACCGCGUGGAAGAUCAGAAGUGCCCGACAUAUUCUCGCCCUCCGUCCGCCCUUUUGACGGGUCCAAAAGAAAGGGUUUUACUCAAGCAAGUAGAACCCGCGCCAAAAUACCGCCCAAGCUCAGAAACGCUGAUAUAUUUGAAUGAACGAUCCAGGUCCUGCAAUGUACAAUGAGUGUUAAUUUCUGGCCAGACAUUUAAACUGGAAAUUAUGAUAAAGACCAGUUGAGAGUCGUCCUGGAACAAAAAAAGAACACAUUUUUAAAUAUUUUGAAAAAUACGUUCGAUUGUUGUUCUUACGAUAGAACUACCCGCAUUUGUUUAGCGUUUUCUUUUGCGGAAUUUUACAUUUAUUUUAUUGCAUUUAUUCUGAGUAAAAAGCUUUUAUUUUUCCAAUUUUAGAAAUAUAUGUAUAUAUGUUUUAUCUUUGAACUGAUUAGAUUCAUAGUUAUACCAGAGAACAUGUUUUUAUAUUUUUACAGAGCAAUAUAGUGUUUAUUUAUAGAUGCAUUUAUCUGUUCACUGUUUUAAAGUCUGUUUUAGGUCACAGACGUUUAUCGGUGAUAUAUUGUACCGGGAUUAUGCUUUUCUGUGAUAUUUUGUCCUUAAAUAAGAACUAUGUUUACGUUUUUGUUACCUUUAAUUCUGUAUAGCAUAAGAAUAUUAGAAUAAAUAGAUAUUACGAAAUAAAGUAUAUGGAUA
Mya arenaria is the source of this 6022-nucleotide messenger RNA. Its product is annotated as NACHT and WD repeat domain-containing protein 2-like. The record is from RefSeq and is a predicted model, not a curated record. Gene Ontology annotation, molecular function: protein binding; ATP hydrolysis activity. Lineage: Eukaryota; Metazoa; Mollusca; Bivalvia; Myida; Myidae.